This is a messenger RNA of Brassica napus (rape), 1255 nucleotides long. RefSeq names its product paired amphipathic helix protein Sin3-like 3. Gene Ontology annotation, cellular component: histone deacetylase complex; chromatin. Gene Ontology annotation, biological process: negative regulation of transcription by RNA polymerase II. The record is from RefSeq and is a predicted model, not a curated record. The transcript has 2 exons. Bases 780 to 1034 code for a protein of 84 amino acids. Gene Ontology annotation, molecular function: transcription corepressor activity. NCBI's taxonomy places the organism in Eukaryota, Viridiplantae, Streptophyta, Magnoliopsida, Brassicales, Brassicaceae.
UAAAAUUUGACAAAAAUAACAAAGGCAAGUUAAUUAGACUCUUUGGUUAAAUAAUUUUUGCAGAUUAUAAUUAGGAUUGAUUUGCUGCUUGCUAAAUAUACAAUAAAAUAUAAAUAUAUAUGAUAUUAAUUUUUCAUAGUUUGUUUCAAUCAUAAUUAGGGUAAAAUUUUAUUUACAACUGACAUGUGUUUACUUCAUUAAAUACAAUUUAAUAUUUAUAACUCAUUUCUACAAAGAUAUUAAUUUCAAAUGGACUGAUUAGAUUAAUGUUUUCUGUAUAUAAAGACAUACAACUCAAAGAUUAUUCAUGUGCUAGUGCAACAAAGGUGAAGCUUGAACUCAUAAUAUUUUUUCUAAUUCGCUAAUUACGUAGAAACUUUUUACAAUUCUAUUUCGAUCAUACCCAGUUAAUAUCUAGUGUACUAUAUAAAUGUUAAACAAUGAAAUUUAUAUAUUUCGCGGAGAUAUGAUAGUUACAUGAAUGGCUCUAAAAAUCAUAUAGUUAGAUUUGGGUUAACGUUUGGAUUAAAUUAAAAUGCAAUUUAAAUUUGAUUAUAUAUAUAUAUUGUCAUGUUGUCGUGCUCUAUUUGGUUCAAUCUUCAAUGCAUGUAAGUUUGUAAUUAUAGGAAUUGUGAAUUAAGAUCUUUAAUGCAAAGUUUUUUUCACCCGAAGAUGUCAAGCUACUUUCCAGAAAGUUAAAAUGUGUUUUAGUCUUUGGAGAUGUUUUUUUUUAAUUAUUCUCUUUGUUUGUAAAAUGAAGCUUCGACCAACUUCAAACCAUGGAUGGAGAGGGAAGUAAACCGAAAGCAAAUAUAGAUGAUGCGUAUGCAUAUCUUAGGACUGUACAGGAUAAAUUUCAUAACGAUCAUGACAAAUAUGACAAAUUUCUUGCUAUUAUGAAUAAUUUUGAAGCUCGGAGGAUUGAUAGGGCUCAUUGCAUACUGGAGGUGAGGGAACUAUUUAAAGGACAUCAAGACUUGAUUUCGGGUUUCAAUAAAUUCUUGCCAGAGUGGUUGGAGAUCUCCCCAACUUAGAUAGAGGGUUUUACUAUCCAUCAUUUUCAUUUCGGAUCUGAACCGACUUCGGUUUAGAUUUAUUCUAAGUCGAAUCUGUUCUUUCUUCAUAAACAAAUCAUGUUUUGGAUUUAACCAUUAAGGCUUAGUAAAAAUAAGGUUCUAAGAUAUUUGAUAUAUCCAACUUUUUAUUUAUCAUUCGUGUUAACUCUUUAAUCUAAUAAUCCAAAAAAUCAAAAACU